Molecule: messenger RNA, 4055 nt
Organism: Lytechinus pictus (painted urchin)
Lineage: Eukaryota; Metazoa; Echinodermata; Echinoidea; Temnopleuroida; Toxopneustidae
Product: F-box/WD repeat-containing protein 7-like
Exons: 12
Coding region: 445-1950 (501 amino acids)
Molecular function (GO): protein binding
Source: RefSeq, a predicted model, not a curated record
GCUGACGUGGAUCCAUGCGUGUGCUGAGCUGGCUGGUACGGUAGGCUUGGAUUCUACAAAAGGAUAAAUACCUGAAUUUCCACUGCGAUUUCUACGUCGGUUGUACAUGCUCUCUUCGUUAACAACUAUAACUGCCAAAGCAACGCCGAUUGCUACGAGAACAGAUGGCCAACCCGCCAUUUUAAAUGUUUUUCAUCUGGUAGUCGCGAUAAAUAAAUCUGACAUGGAGUGGGAUGGGCGCAGACAUUUUCCCGGAGCUUCAUAGCUAGCUGACAAGGCAUAAUUUCGAGGGGCGCGCUCGCUGAGGUCACCUGACAUUUGACAAGCUGCAUGUUGCGCUGUUGCGCAACACUCAAAAUUAACAAUCCCUCGAUCGACACACAUGCACAGCUAGCUAGCAAUACUAGCAUAACAUUGUUAGAACUUAGAUGUUGAUGGAUCAACAUGGUGAGUUUUGAAGAUCAACUACUAAAGCUCGCUUCCUGGUUUGAUGAAUGCUCACAAAAACAACAGAAUCAAAUUCUGAAGCUGUUAUUUUCAAAGUGCAAGCCUUUACAGAUUCGUAAGGUGUGUGCUGACCUAGAAACACUGCUUGCUGUUGACGUCACUGCUUGUCUUCCACCAGAAUUAAUUGAUCGUAUAUUCAGCUACCUCUCAGUCACGGACCUCUGUGAGGUUGCCAAGUGCAAUGCUAGAUGGAGAGAAUGUGCAAACAGUGAUGUACUCUGGUUCUAUCACUGUCAGAGAAGAGGAUGGCUUCAUUAUGGUACCAUCCAUGAUUUGUGUCAAGAACGUCCUUUUAGCCCUAACCAGAAGAGUAUUGCCAACACUUCCCCAACAUUCACAUUUGAUUCAAUUAUCAACGGAGCUGGCAUCACAGGUGGAGGUAGUGGUUCAGAUAAAAAGAGUAGCCUUCAGUCAACAUGUAGAUGGAAGGAGAUCUAUAUGAGGGCUUAUCAUUUAAGUCUGAACUGGGCCUUAGGGAGAUACAAGGUAUUACCAGCCUUGAGAAGACAUAGAGAGACAGUGACUUGUAUGGAUGCAGAAGGUAUCUUGCUAGUAAGCGGUAGUAGAGAUAGGACUGUAAGAGUAUGGAAUAUAUUUACAUCAGAAUGCAUCAAUGUCAUAGAUGCUCACACUGGUGCCGUUACUUGCCUCAAAAUGAAGAAUGGUUUGAUUGUGACAGGCUGUUCUGAUAGAUUGCUUCGAGUGUUUGAGAUAGGAUCAGGGAAGUGUUUGAAGUCACUUGAAGGUCAUACAGGGUCAGUAGAUCAUGUAUGCUUCCAACAUGACUUCAUCAUCAGUGCAUCAAGUGAUAGAUCAGUGAGAGUAUGGUCCUGGCCUGACGGUUGCUGUAGACAUGUACUCAGAGGACACAGUGAUGAUAUACAGCAUUUAGAUGUGAACAGAGAGAAAGCUGUAACUACAUCUUGGGACACAACAGUAAGAGUAUGGGACAUACAUAGUGGAAUAUGUCUACAUGUUCUUCAUGGUCACACAGAAGGUGUGAUGUGUUGUAAGUUUGAUGAUAAGAUCAUUGUAAGUGGCGGAGGAGAAGGUCAUAUUAAGAUAUGGGACACGCACGUAGGAGUCUGCACAAAGACACUUGAAGGUCAUUCAGAUGAGGUGUAUUGCCUUGACUAUAACAGCAAUGUGAUAGCAUCAGGUUCUGCAGAUAGUACAGUCAGGUUAUGGAAUUAUGAAGGUAUUUGUUUGAGUGUAAUGAAGGAACACAUAGGUGUUGUUCGUUGCUUGAGAUUGUCUGAAAAUAGAUUGGUAACAGGAGGAGAUAGAAAGAAGAUCGUUGUAUGGGACGCCCAGGAUGGAAGACUCCUUAAUGUGGUCCAUAGAAACCCUAGCUUGCUUCAUCUGAUGUGGACAAGCGAUACUAAGAUAAUAAUAGCAUCACCAGAAGCUCCUGGAUCAGUGACUAUCUUUAGCUACUGGUAGAACAGCCAUCAGAAGAUUGAUGUGUUAUGAUUUGUUCCUCUCUUUGAUUUUGGAGGAAACAGUUGAUGGACUCGUGACCACCCUUCGCUAAAGAAAGACCAUCCUUCAUAGUCUGUUGAUAGAUCAAUCAACAUUCUUCCUUUAUUUUAUGAUGGUGAAGGAAACAGUUCUUGGAACUGUCCAUAACUACUGGUAGACUAUUUUUUAUAGGAUGAUGGAGUAAUCAGCAUUAAUAUUUGUCCUUUAUUGGAAUACGUUUAUGGAAACUCCUCCCGAUUUUGUGACCAUCCUAAAACGCUCAGAGACCAUUUAUAUUACAACAUACCACAUUCUUCCUCUAUUUGAUGGCGGAAAUAGCUCAUGGCUCUGGAACCCUCCUUAGUUACUUGAAGACCAUUUUUCAUCGGAUAAUGGAGGAAUUAUUUGAUGAUGAUCAGGUGCUGAGGAACGGGAGGGGGGGGUCUGACCAUGCAAAAAAUCCCAAUCAUAUGGUAAUUUUUACAUUUUUGUACACUGUUUUGGAAAGUGGCCCCCUCCCCCCGUUAAGCGGCCCGGAUGAUGAUAACAGCUCUUUGAUAAGUAACCAACCUGAAUUAUUGAUUGACGACCAUACAUUAUUCCUGGCACGUCCUUGUAUCACAAUAUACAGGAGUGCAUACCCCUUUCAGAAAAUUAUCAUUCCUGCCAGAUGCUAGAGUCCUUAUGCAGACAACUUUUUGUUUGUACUAUGCUGCCGUUGUUCCUUGUAAAGUUUCUUUGUUAUGUUUGCUGUGUUUAACACUAUGUACAUGACAGACAAUAUAUUUAUGCAUGUUCCAUGAAGAUGUUAGAUUCACACUCCAUAUUUAAAAAAAAACUAUAAGUUUAUUUGGAUUAAGAAAGAAAAAUCAGAUGGGGUAAAUGCAAAAUUUUUUAACAAAACUGGAUGUAAAAUAAGAAAGUUACAUUUUAACAUUUCACUUAAUUUCACAAAUAGUUGUAUGCACAUCAUGGCCAGUAUUCAAUAGAGGGAACUGAUGGUGAUACCCACUCACUCUUUCUUUGUAUUUUAUCACGAAUAUAAAUGUUAUGUAAUAUUAUAAUUUUCUUGUUAUAAUGUGAAACUGAAUUUGAUUUCUCCCUGAUAUCGUGAAAUUGCCAAUGUAACCUAACUGAAUCGAUUGAGUGUCUUUAUUUUCAUAUCUGCAAAAAAAGAAACAUUAAAAUGCCAAAGUAAAUGUGAGUGAAUGACAUCAUCGACUCUCUCACUGUCUAGUGUAUAAAACUGAAAAUAUAAGUGAGAAAAAUAAACGAAAUUUUUUAAUGUCAUGACCUUAUUUUACAUCUAAUAUUGUUGAAAUUUUCAGUACUAUGCUUACUUGAUUUUUUUCGUUAUCAGAAAUCAACUUUUUGUUGGGGUGGACUUGAUGGAAUUUGUGCUCUUCGAAUAAAAUGUAAUUUUUCAGUUUUUAGCAUUUGGGAUUUAAUUUUCAAGAAGGCAUUAACGGCAUUUUCUAAACAGGAGAUACAAAAUGUCAAAGAAAAUUAAUUCAUAAAAGAAUAAAUAUUGGAGCAUGUCAUGUGACUUUUUUUUACAUACACUGAAUUGUGUCUCAUAUAUACUAUGGAAAGUUUUGCUGUGUAUUCAAAUGUCUUGAAUGUCUAGUUUCAUGAUACAUGUACAUGCUGAAACCGAUGUGAGUUGUUAUUUUAUUGUAUAUUUUGCUGAAUUCUUGUCUUUUUUAACUGAUUCCAUCCAUUUUGUAAAGUUCAGUAACUACAAGUCUUCAAACUUCAUUUGCUGCCUUUUAAUAAAAGAUCUUUAUUCUACUUCAUCCAUAUUGUGCAGACUCUUUCCAAGUAAGUAAACUAGGACAAAGAGUAUUUUAAAGCUGCUCUGUUUAAGCCGUGGUAAUAUUUUGGAAUGAAGAAAGUAUAUGUUGAGUGCAAUAAAAGUAAUUAUUGGGAGGAAAGGGUAAUAGGGAAUCAAUCCAUAUUUCUAUAAUACAGGUAAUAGGGAAUGUAGGGAAUGCAUAUUUCUAUAAUACAGAAUAUAAUUGACAUAUGACAAAUAAAAGCCUUCGUAACAUUAAGAAGUUAAUUCAUUGUAGAACACUGUUUAUUCA